UCGACUCAUUGGGUGGGAGCAGCCGGAGAGACAAGAGUCCCCAGCAAAUCAGCGGCUAAUUGAUUAAAGAGACUUCAUUUGAAUAGGGGGAGGCUGGCAGGGUGCCAAUCGCCUUUCAAACACACCCAUCCCUCCCCCUCUGUCCUCUAUCUUCUACCCCCCUCCAUCCCUCCAUCCAUCCCUCCCUCUCCCCCUUUCCUUCGCCUUCGUAUGAUUAAUUGUGAGGCAUUAUUGAUAAUCAUAACGGGACACAUGCGCGCUGGACGGGCUCCGUGUCCGUGAUUUCUGGGAAGUUUUUUGGAGCGAUUGUUUUUUUGAGUGGUCCAUGCAUGCGUGAGACAGCAUGUCGCGGAGGAAGCAAGCGAAGCCGCAGCAUUUCCAGUCCGAGCCGCAGCCGGCAGUCAGCGAGCACCAUGGGGACACAGAGCCCAGGCUGGACGACCCCCCUUGCAAGGAUUCGGGUGCCCAUGUCUGUGGCAGAUGCUGUGCAGAGUUCUUUGAACUGUCGGAUCUUGAACAACACCAGAAGAAUUGCACUAAGAAUCAAUUAGUUCUGAUAGUGAAUGAGAGUCCUGUGUCUCCUUCCGGAACCUUCUCUCCAGGCUCUUCUCCCCAUAAUCCUGACGAGCAGGUGAAUGACACGACUAAUAACACAGAUCAAGUGGAGUGUGCUGACCUUUUAGACCAUAACUCACUGGAUAAAGAAGAAGCCAUGGAUAUGGAUGUGUCUGCAAUCUCUGUUAGCCAUGACGAUGGAAGUGGGAACAUGGAGGAAAGCAGCCCCAUCGACGGCAGCAGCGACGGAAGCCAUGGCGGUAGGGGUAGUACUGGAUCCAAUCUGGGCAGCUCUGCUAUCUCAGCCUCACUACCUCAGCUUGAUAAUUUGACAGAACUGGGAAACUUCUCUGUGAUGAACAGCAAUGUUAUCAUUGAAAAUCUCCAGAGCACCAAAGUGGCAGUGGCUCAGUUCUCUCAGGAGACAAGAUCAGCAGGAGGCCAGAGGAUUGCAGUGCCCGCUCUGAUGGAGCAACUUCUAGCCCUACAACAACAACAGAUUCACCAGUUACAGCUAAUAGAGCAGAUUCGUCAUCAAAUUCUAUUGCUGGCAUCCCAGUCUCCUGAGCUACAGGUGCCACCCAAUUCCUCCCCUGGGACUCUGGCUUCAUCCACCAACCCACUAACCACACUCAGCUCUCAUCUGUCCCAGCAGCUGGCAGCUGCAGCAGGGCUAGCACAGAGUCUAGCCAGCCAGUCUGCUAGCAUUAGUAGCCUGAAGCAGAUAGCUAGUGCAGCACAGCUACCUCAAAGCAACUCUGGAAUGGGAGAGUCAUCUCAGAGUCUGGGAGCACUGGGGACAGCUGUGGUGAAUACACAAACAUCGGACAAGAGGGCUGGAUAUGCUGGAAGUCUCCAUUCCCAGCUAGGAACCCCCUCACUGGCAAAGACAUCUACACCAUCCUUUGGGAUUGGAAGUCUGCUGAAUCCUGUGGCUAACUCACUUCUACCUCAGCCCCCACCAGGAAAUCCAAUGUUCUCCAGUGCUCUUCCAAGUGUUGGAACCACAGUGGAGGAUCUCAGUUCACUUGCUGCUUUAGCUCAACAAAGGAAAAGCAAGCAACCCAGUGUAUCUUCAUUUGAACCUAAGAGCAGCUCAGAGGAGGCAUUUUUCAAACAUAAGUGUAGGUUUUGUGCCAAGGUGUUUGGGAGUGAUAGUGCCUUGCAGAUCCACUUGCGUUCACAUACAGGAGAGAGGCCAUACAAAUGCAACAUCUGUGGCAACCGCUUUUCGACUCGCGGCAACUUGAAGGUUCACUUUCAGCGUCAUAAAGAGAAAUAUCCUCACAUCCAGAUGAACCCGUACCCAGUACCAGAGCAUUUGGACAAUAUUCCAACCAGCACUGGAAUUCCAUAUGGCAUGUCAAUGGCACCGGAGAAGCCAGUCACUAGUUGGCUCGAUAGUAAGCCUGUUUUAUCUACUCUGAGCUCAUCAGUUGGUAUGUUGCUCCCACCCACUAUACCAAGCCUACCCCCAUUCAUUAAGAAAGAGGAAAAUCAUUCCGUGGCCAUUACAAGUCCUUCUCAUUCUGCUAAGAGUGACUCGGGUCCAGCAGAACCUUCCACAAAAUGCAGUGAUGGUGUGUCAGAAGAAGGAGAUGUUGCAACCUUGCCUACCUCAAAUGGGAAAACUGAAGAAAGCAGUCAGCCUUCUAGCUUGACAACAAACACAAGCUCUGUGGGAGAGAGCAAGAUAGAGUACACUACUUCUAACAGCCCUCCUAUGUCUACCAACCCUCUGAUGCCCCUGAUGUCGGAGCAGUUUAAGGCUAAGUUCCCGUUUGGAGGACUUCUUGAUCCUUUGCAAGGUUCAGAAACUUCAAAACUUCAGCAAUUAGUAGAAAAUAUUGACAGGAAAGUGGCAGACCCCAAUGAGUGUGUCAUCUGCCACCGAGUUCUCAGCUGUCAGAGUGCACUGAAAAUGCACUAUCGUACACAUACUGGGGAGCGGCCCUUUAAGUGCAAAAUUUGUGGCCGUGCCUUUACUACUAAGGGCAACCUUAAGACCCACUACAGUGUCCAUCGUGCCAUGCCACCUCUGAGGGUGCAGCACUCUUGUCCCAUCUGCCAGAAGAAGUUCACUAAUGCUGUUGUCUUGCAGCAGCACAUCCGCAUGCACAUGGGUGGCCAGAUUCCCAACACCCCUCUCCAUGACAGCUACCCAGAGUCUAUGGGCUCUGACACUGGUUCAUUUGAAGAGCGAAACUUUGACGAUUUAGACAACUUCUCAGAUGACAACAUGGAGGGAAUGGAAGACGGUCCAGAUAGCAGUGUUCCAGACACACCCAAAUCUGUUGACGCAUCCCAGGACAGCCUGUGUUCUUCACCUAUGCCACAGGAGCAAUCAGGUGUUGACCAUCAGGAUAAGAACUCACUCCAGGGGCUGACGGAAGAUUCACAGUUAAACAGACUUAAAACAACAGAAAAUGGUUCAGUUGAAGGUGAUCACUUCACUAAUGAUUCCUCCUCACCAGGAGGUGAUGUGGAGAGCCAAAGUGCAGGAAGUCCGGCUGCCUCUGAAUCUACCUCCUCCAUGCAAGCUCCUUCACCUUCUAGUGCUGUUCCCCAGCAGCGCAAAUCCCCCAGUCUGGAGGAUCGUCAGCAGAGGGCACUAUCACUGGAGCACAUAAGUGCAGGCCUCAUGCAAACCCAUUCCUCAGGUCUAGGGGCUCUUGACCUAACCUCCAUGAAUCCCUCUAAAGACCCUCUGGGCAUGCUUUUCCCCUUUCGUGAGCGAGGCACUUCUAAGAACACAUCAUGUGACAUUUGUGGAAAGACAUUUGCCUGUCAGAGUGCCUUGGACAUCCAUUACCGGAGCCAUACCAAAGAAAGACCUUUCAUUUGCACAGCCUGCAACCGGGGCUUCUCCACCAAGGGUAAUCUAAAACAACACAUGCUGACCCACCAAAUGAGAGAUCUGCCCUCCCAGCUCUUUGAGCCCAGCACCAGCCUGGCAUCCAGCCCUACCCCGUCUCUGCUUUCUGUUGGAUCCCUGCCCUCCUUGAUUAAGGCUGAAAACGGUUUCCUCCAUGCUCCUCAACAUGACAGCAAAGAUCUUCCCUUAAGCAUGGUGACCUCUUCCGCUUCUACGUCUCCAGUGCUUUCAGCUGCACCUCCAAGACGGACACCCAAGCAGCACUACUGCAACACAUGUGGGAAGAUGUUCUCCUCUUCUAGCGCUCUUCAGAUCCAUGAGAGGACCCACACUGGGGAGAAGCCCUUUGCUUGUACCAUCUGUGGACGUGCAUUCACCACUAAAGGAAAUCUCAAGGUGCAUAUGGGUACUCAUAUGUGGAACAGUGCCCCAGCGAGACGAGGACGCCGGCUCUCUGUAGAUGGCCCUAUGGCCUUCUUGGGCACAAACCCUGUAAAAUUCCCUGAGCUCUUUCCGAAAGACUUGUCCAGCAGGGUAGCAAACGGAGACCCAGCUAGUUUCUGGAACCAGUAUGCCGCUGCAUUCUCCAACGGCCUGGCGAUGAAGACCAACGAGAUAUCUGUGAUCCAGAACGGAGGCUUGCCGCCGUCUCUGUCUGGAAGCGUGGGUAACGGGGGCAGUUCUCCCAUCAGCGGCCUGACAGGCAGCAUGGACAAGCUGCAUAACUCGGAGUCCAAUGCAGCACUAGCUGGCCUUGAGAAAAUGGCCAACACGGAAAACGGCACUCACUUCCGUUUCGCUCGUUUUAUGGAGGACAACAAGGAGAUUGUCACUAACUAAAGGACGAGCAGUGCUUCUAUGGUACAAGCUGAUAUACACGAACACAAACACUUGCAAGACGUACUCACACAUGCACAACAGGAGAACAAGUGCAAGAAAAGAUUGAGACUUUAGUUACAGAAGAGAACUUGCUUUUUGUACAAUGUACAACAUGUUAAUGUUUUACAAAGCUUAUUUAUUAGUGAUUAUAACCUUGCUCGAAAAAUCGAAGUGGAAACAUUAACAAUUACUUAAGUUUUUUUUUUUUUUUUUUUUUUUUUCUGUUUUACCACCAGAAUGGAGCUGUCUGACUGUGUAAAAGUGUGCUUUUGGAACUUUUAGCAUUUCUGGAUAGAUAACCUUUUACGUUAGUAUUAAAUUAUUUCUAUCUGUAGUAUGUAUAACAUUCAUGUUUGUGAUGCAUUAGAGCUUGAAUACGCAAACACAAAAGACUGUAAAUAAUGUACACUGAUCUGUGCUAGAUGGUUUACCAGCUGUGUAUUAACUUUCCCCCCUGAUUAAAAUAGCCUAUGAUAUUUUUUUCCCCCAUCAGGCAGAGGACACACGAGAUAGGUCUAUUAUCAAACUUUUAUUUAAGUAAAAACAAAGCAGGCAUAACUACAUCUCAGCUGUUUUUAGAAAUUAAUCCUUGUUUUCAGUGUUUAUUGUAUUGUGGUUUUUCACUUUCUCACUUUCUUUGUUUAGUUUGGUUUCCUUUAUUUCUUGUUGCUAUACACUACAAAGCUUCUAACAGCUUCAUUGUUACAUGAGCAAACACAAAGGAAGGUCUACAUGGUUUAUACCUGAGAAAGAAAUUAAAUGCAUUCUGUCCGUUACACUUGUUGAAGUAAACAUGAGCUGGUUUUCCACAUCUUCAUCUGUUAUUAAGCGCAAAAUGGUUGCAGUGUUCAU
This is a messenger RNA of Neoarius graeffei (lesser salmon catfish), 5161 nucleotides long. It is a transcript of the gene sall1a, whose product is annotated as spalt-like transcription factor 1a. Bases 344 to 4270 code for a protein of 1308 amino acids. Gene Ontology annotation, cellular component: nucleus. Lineage: Eukaryota; Metazoa; Chordata; Actinopteri; Siluriformes; Ariidae. Gene Ontology annotation, biological process: regulation of transcription by RNA polymerase II. The record is from RefSeq and is a predicted model, not a curated record. Gene Ontology annotation, molecular function: DNA-binding transcription factor activity, RNA polymerase II-specific; RNA polymerase II cis-regulatory region sequence-specific DNA binding. The transcript has 3 exons.